GUGGCUUGACCACCGCUUCAGGCGCGGCCGGCUACCUCGCUUGGCUUUCUCCCCCCUCCAACCCUGCACUCUCACCUCACUUCCACUGCCAGCUCCGGCGGCCUCCCCACCGUCCGGACACCGGAUCCUACCACAUGGUACUUUAGCAAGCCCACCCGUGCUACCGUUCGGCGAAGUGUACAUAAACGGAUCGAGAAAUGGAAGCAGAGGACUACGCCGCCGGGUGCUGCUUCUCCCUCAUGUGCCAAGAGGACGGCGCCGACCUCGGCGACAGCUUCACCAGCAACGAUGGAGGCGACCUGCUCCUGAUGUACAGUGGCACCUACGAGAGCGAGAACGACGAGGAGGAGUACAUGGACCACCUGGUGUCCAAGGAGAGCAGCCUCUGCUCCUCGCCGGAGUCCUCCCUGUCGUGCUCCUCCGCCGACGAGUCGUCGCCGUCCAUGGCCUCCGCAGACUGGUUCCAGUGCGCGCGCCGCUCCACCGUCAAGUGGAUCCUUGAGACGCGGGGGCACUUCGGGUUCUGCCACCGCACGGCGUACGUGGCGAUUGGCUACUUUGACCGCUUCUCCCGCCGGCGAUGCGUCGACAGGUCGGUGAUGCCGUGGGCGGCGCGGCUGCUGGCCAUAGCGUGCGUGUCGCUGGCGGCCAAGAUGGACGAGUACCAGGCGCCGGCGCUAUCGGAGUUCAGCGCCGACGGCGACUACGAGUUCUGCUGCGACUCCAUCCGCCGCAUGGAGCUGCUCGUGCUCUCCACGCUCGACUGGCGGAUGGGCGCGGUCACGCCUUUCGACUACCUCCCCUGCCUCUCCUCCAGGCUCCGUAGAGGCGGCGGCGGCGGUGGCGGCGGGCUUGUCGCCGCCAAGGCCGCCGCCCUCAUCUUCUCCGCCGCAGAAGUGGCGAGCGUGCUGGACUACCGGCCGUCCACCGUGGCCGUCGCCGCCGUCUUGGCAGCAACCCACGGCGUGCUCACGAAAGAGGCACUGGAAUCCAGGAUGAGCAAUCUCUCUCCUUCCUGCCUCCUCGAUAAGGAGGAUGCAUAUCCUUGCUACACCAUGAUGCUGGGGGAUCCAUCAUCGACGGCGACGAACAAGCCGACCAAGAGAUCGGCGCCCGACCCGAUCGACGCCGCCGCCGCCUCCUUCUCCGUCGCGGCGGCGAUGAACAACAAUAAGAGAGUGAGGCUAGACCUGCCGGGCACCCUCCACCGGUGAUCCAAGUUCGCCGCCAGGGCACGCCUGUUUUUGUUUAGGUGUCUGGCCGCGCGGCCGGAGCUCUAGUCGGUCGUUGCAACACCUGCAACUCGACCAUUUUCACCUUCUAUUUUCUUCUAGAUUUUUUAGUUCUUUGAUCGGCGCAUUGCCAAAUAAGUGGUUAUUGGCGGUGCGGCCGGAUUGGAUUGGUUUGAUUCCCGCGUGCGAUCGAGUGGAGACAAGAAAAUUACAAAAA
Lolium perenne is the source of this 1449-nucleotide messenger RNA. Its product is annotated as cyclin-D5-2. Lineage: Eukaryota; Viridiplantae; Streptophyta; Magnoliopsida; Poales; Poaceae. The record is from RefSeq and is a predicted model, not a curated record.